Messenger RNA from Centruroides sculpturatus (bark scorpion), 4490 nucleotides. RefSeq lists its product as uncharacterized. The coding region runs from base 53 to 4336 and encodes 1427 amino acids. Gene Ontology annotation, molecular function: RNA cap trimethylguanosine synthase activity. The record is from RefSeq and is a predicted model, not a curated record. Lineage: Eukaryota; Metazoa; Arthropoda; Arachnida; Scorpiones; Buthidae. Gene Ontology annotation, cellular component: nucleus. The transcript has 20 exons. Gene Ontology annotation, biological process: 7-methylguanosine RNA capping; 7-methylguanosine cap hypermethylation.
GCGCGAGAUCGAAAUUUCGUCGUCUGUUGUCACAUGCGAGAAUGAUUCACUAAUGAUGUCAGAAGAUUUCAAUAUUAUAGCAGUUAUUGAGUAUAUUAUCGAUAACUAUAUCAGUAAAUGUAUUUGUACAAGAAUUGAAAUUUGGGAUACUGAUUUAUACAAGAUGGGAUUAUCAUCAUUAUGUAAACUUGCAAAAUUAAAAAAUUCAAUUUCAUUGAUUGAAAAUAAUGAUAUUUGCUCUAAAAAUACUUACUGCAAAUGUGAAAAUUUUAAUAAUGAAAACUUUGACACAAGAAGUUACCCAAACAGCGGACAUGACUUGGAACGUAGUGAAAUUGAAGAAGAAUACAUGGAAGAAGUUCUAGAAGAUCAAAAAUUGAUGUUAGAAUUAGGUUUACCAAUUCAGUUUGGUAAACAGAAUUCUGCAAAAAUGAAGAAGAAAAAAUCAAAUAGUUGUCAGUGUAUGAAGAAAGAAAAAUACAAUGAUUAUUAUUUAAAUGAAUUUCAUCAAGAAACAAAUUAUGAUUAUUCUACAGAUGAAAUUCAUCAAAGUAAGUUAAUUCAAGAAUGGGAAAUAUAUUGGUCUACUAAUGGAGAGACUUUAAUAUGGAAUAGUUGGGUAGAAAAAUAUAAAGAUUUUAUAGAUCCAAAUUAUGAAAAUAAUUUGAAUUCAAAAUAUAACUCUAACAAUGAACAAUUAGUUGAGUCAGAAAAAGAUCAAAGAAUUUCAGAUGGUUCAAAUAAUGAUUUAUUAUGUGAAAGUUUAUCCAAAAACACUGAAGAAUCAAGUGAUAAUUCUGCACAUAAUAAAAUAGAUAGCAUUCAUAAUCCAUGGAAAGAUAUCUGGGACAGUCACUGUAAAGAAAUAUACGAACUUCAUUAUGAGAAAUUUGUGACUUCUUUUUAUGGAAGCCAAAACUUAACAAAUAUUCAACAGAAAUUUACAAAUGUACAGAAUAGGUUAAGUGAACUGAAUUUAGUUGAAUCUGCCGAUCAUAAUGAUUCUUCUUCUGAGAAACAGCAUAAAACAAAUUGUGAAGAAAAUACUGAUUCUGGACAGAAUAAAGUUAAUUGUGAAAAAACAGGUGAUGGUAAUAUAUCAGUGUCAUCUAAUAAUAAUAAUGAUGAUGAUGAUGAUGAUGAUGAUCCUCCUGAAGAAAUUCCAUUUAAAAUCAAAAGAAGUCAUGAAGAAGAAACUGAUAACAAUAAGGAAAAGAAACUGAAAAAAUUGGGAUAUUCUUUAAGAUCUAACAAGAAACAAACAGAUUUUGGAGUUAAAAUUAAUAAUAUUUGUAUUGUUUCUAAUGAAGACAUAAAACCAUUUUUUAAUUUGAAUAAAAAGCCAUAUGAAAUGAAAGACCAGACUUUCUAUCCUUUUGAUAAUGAGCCUACCCCCAUGGAACAAACCUCAGAAAAUGUAUGUUUAGAUCAAAAAGAAAUUUCUGUUAGUGAAGUUCUUCCCUCAAGUCUUUUAUUAACCCAGAAUACAGAAGAGGAUGUGAAUACAAAUCAAAAUACUGUGGAAGAAGUUAUAAGUGAAAAUCAAGAAUUAGUUAACUCUUCUUUAGAAAAUGUGGAAAAAAUAUUUAAAAAGAAGAAGAAAAAAAAGAAAAAGAAAAAUUUUGAAAAAAUUCCAGAUGAAGUAAAGAGUAAUCCAGAACUUUUAAAAUACUGGGCACAGAGAUACAGAUUAUUUUCAAGAUUUGACGAAGGAAUUAAACUUGAUUUUGAAUCUUGGUUUUCUGUAACGCCUGAACGUAUUGCAGAACAUAUUGCUGAGAAAUGUACCUGUGAUUUAGUAAUAGAUGCAUUUUGUGGAGCAGGUGGUAAUACCAUUCAAUUUGCUCUUUAUUGCAAGCAAGUCAUAGCUAUAGAUAUUGAUCCUGGUAAAAUUCUUCUUGCUAAACAUAAUGCAGAAAUAUAUGGAGUUGCUGACAGAAUUGAAUUUAUAAUUGCUGAUUAUUUUCAUCUUGCACCAAAAUUAAAAGCUGAUGUAGUGUUUUUAAGUCCACCUUGGGGAGGGCCUGAAUAUUUAGAAUCUGAAGAAUAUGAUCUGAAUUCAAUGGGUCUUGACUGUAAUCAUUUAUUUGAAGUAACNACCAAUUCUGCAUACUGCAUCAUUAUGGUCAUAUCUAUGUGCGGCGGCAUUGAGGGAUACAAUCGUUGCCAGUGUACAUUCAUUGUCAUCAUGCAGGCCCAGCACCUGGAGAGAUGGGAUACUGAUUUAUACAAGAUGGGAUUAUCAUCAUUAUGUAAACUUGCAAAAUUAAAAAAUUCAAUUUCAUUGAUUGAAAAUAAUGAUAUUUGCUCUAAAAAUACUUACUGCAAAUGUGAAAAUUUUAAUAAUGAAAACUUUGACACAAGAAGUUACCCAAACAGCGGACAUGACUUGGAACGUAGUGAAAUUGAAGAAGAAUACAUGGAAGAAGUUCUAGAAGAUCAAAAAUUGAUGUUAGAAUUAGGUUUACCAAUUCAGUUUGGUAAACAGAAUUCUGCAAAAAUGAAGAAGAAAAAAUCAAAUAGUUGUCAGUGUAUGAAGAAAGAAAAAUACAAUGAUUAUUAUUUAAAUGAAUUUCAUCAAGAAACAAAUUAUGAUUAUUCUACAGAUGAAAUUCAUCAAAGUAAGUUAAUUCAAGAAUGGGAAAUAUAUUGGUCUACUAAUGGAGAGACUUUAAUAUGGAAUAGUUGGGUAGAAAAAUAUAAAGAUUUUAUAGAUCCAAAUUAUGAAAAUAAUUUGAAUUCAAAAUAUAACUCUAACAAUGAACAAUUAGUUGAGUCAGAAAAAGAUCAAAGAAUUUCAGAUGGUUCAAAUAAUGAUUUAUUAUGUGAAAGUUUAUCCAAAAACACUGAAGAAUCAAGUGAUAAUUCUGCACAUAAUAAAAUAGAUAGCAUUCAUAAUCCAUGGAAAGAUAUCUGGGACAGUCACUGUAAAGAAAUAUACGAACUUCAUUAUGAGAAAUUUGUGACUUCUUUUUAUGGAAGCCAAAACUUAACAAAUAUUCAACAGAAAUUUACAAAUGUACAGAAUAGGUUAAGUGAACUGAAUUUAGUUGAAUCUGCCGAUCAUAAUGAUUCUUCUUCUGAGAAACAGCAUAAAACAAAUUGUGAAGAAAAUACUGAUUCUGGACAGAAUAAAGUUAAUUGUGAAAAAACAGGUGAUGGUAAUAUAUCAGUGUCAUCUAAUAAUAAUAAUGAUGAUGAUGAUGAUGAUGAUGAUCCUCCUGAAGAAAUUCCAUUUAAAAUCAAAAGAAGUCAUGAAGAAGAAACUGAUAACAAUAAGGAAAAGAAACUGAAAAAAUUGGGAUAUUCUUUAAGAUCUAACAAGAAACAAACAGAUUUUGGAGUUAAAAUUAAUAAUAUUUGUAUUGUUUCUAAUGAAGACAUAAAACCAUUUUUUAAUUUGAAUAAAAAGCCAUAUGAAAUGAAAGACCAGACUUUCUAUCCUUUUGAUAAUGAGCCUACCCCCAUGGAACAAACCUCAGAAAAUGUAUGUUUAGAUCAAAAAGAAAUUUCUGUUAGUGAAGUUCUUCCCUCAAGUCUUUUAUUAACCCAGAAUACAGAAGAGGAUGUGAAUACAAAUCAAAAUACUGUGGAAGAAGUUAUAAGUGAAAAUCAAGAAUUAGUUAACUCUUCUUUAGAAAAUGUGGAAAAAAUAUUUAAAAAGAAGAAGAAAAAAAAGAAAAAGAAAAAUUUUGAAAAAAUUCCAGAUGAAGUAAAGAGUAAUCCAGAACUUUUAAAAUACUGGGCACAGAGAUACAGAUUAUUUUCAAGAUUUGACGAAGGAAUUAAACUUGAUUUUGAAUCUUGGUUUUCUGUAACGCCUGAACGUAUUGCAGAACAUAUUGCUGAGAAAUGUACCUGUGAUUUAGUAAUAGAUGCAUUUUGUGGAGCAGGUGGUAAUACCAUUCAAUUUGCUCUUUAUUGCAAGCAAGUCAUAGCUAUAGAUAUUGAUCCUGGUAAAAUUCUUCUUGCUAAACAUAAUGCAGAAAUAUAUGGAGUUGCUGACAGAAUUGAAUUUAUAAUUGCUGAUUAUUUUCAUCUUGCACCAAAAUUAAAAGCUGAUGUAGUGUUUUUAAGUCCACCUUGGGGAGGGCCUGAAUAUUUAGAAUCUGAAGAAUAUGAUCUGAAUUCAAUGGGUCUUGACUGUAAUCAUUUAUUUGAAGUAACCAAAAAAAUAACUAAGAAUAUUGCAUUUUUUGCUCCAAGGAAUACAUGUGUUAACCAGCUCAUCAAACUAGCAGGGCCUGGAAACAAUGUGGAAAUUGAACAAAAUCUUCUAAAUAGACGACUAAAGACUAUAACUGCAUAUUAUGGAAAUUUAGUGAAGACUGUGUAAAGAAAGAAAAGUGCAGUUUUGUAUAUAUGUAUGAAAUGUCAUUUUAUAAUAUAAAUAACAUUUUAUAUAUUUAAACCGUUUCAUUAAAAUAAAUCUUUAUUUUAACAUUUCAAUUAAACUAGAUUAAAGAUCCCAAGUAUAAUUAUUAAUUUUA